Suillus paluster is the source of this 1481-nucleotide messenger RNA. RefSeq lists its product as uncharacterized. The transcript is spliced from 6 exons. The record is from RefSeq and is a predicted model, not a curated record. Bases 210 to 1049 code for a protein of 279 amino acids. NCBI's taxonomy places the organism in Eukaryota, Fungi, Basidiomycota, Agaricomycetes, Boletales, Suillaceae.
GAAGCUUGUAGCCCCAAUGUUCACAUUAACCAUCUAUCACAGCAUUUAAGGAACGGACAAAUUUGGAACAGCGGGAGUUAGGAGAACAAUACCGACAACUGACGACACCCACUGCACGCAAAAACUUUGUGAAGGACUUCGCGACACGCUAUACCCAGCUUGCAAGGCUCCCAUACUUUGAUUUAGUUAAUCAGGUUGUGAUCGAUCCCAUGCACAAUCUCUUCCUGGGACUUGUCAAAACUCAUUUCUACAAUAUCUGGGUUCAAGGAAAAGUACUUUGUCCAAAUCACGAACUAACCGCCUUUCAUGAAAUGCUUGCCAAUUUCACUCUACCGAGCUCCUGCGGCAAGCUUCCUAAAGACAUAGGAAUGCCCUCCGGAGGAUCACUGACUGCAGAUCAAUGGCUCUUACUUUCGACUGUAUACGGGCCAAUAGUUAUACCUCAACUAUGGAGUGCUUGUGCGCCAAGCGCUGAUAGUAAUCAUAUUCUGCAAGAUCGUGUUGCGCAGAUUGAACGACUCAAAAUGGAGAAGACUCGUCAGGCCGAGAAGAAAAUCACGGAACGAAGGGCACUCGAAGCAGCGAAAAAGCAAGGUAAAGAGGCUCAUGCACUUGAGAAGGCUCAUAUUGCCUGGGAGAAGGAAUUGGAAGCUGCUGCAAAGAAUGACGCACGACUUAAAGCUGCCGCUGCAAAGCAAGUAGAAAAGGUUCGGAUCGCCGCUGAGAAGAAGGCUGAGAAGGCACGCAUCUCUGCAGAGAAAAAAGCAGCGAGACAUCGCAAGAAGGGAACAGAUGAUGUUAUCGAGGCACUCCCCUCCGAGUCUGUUGCAGCUGGCAAGGUCCCCCAUGUGACUGAUACCGGUGAUGAGGAAGAAGAGCUCAAGUUCGGUCUGCAUCCAGAUGACCCUGCUAAUUUUCUCAAGCUAUCUGGUGCCCUUCGCAUCCUGAUGCAUCAUACUUUAUCCGACACAGAUAUUGACUGCACAGAUACUCUCAUCCGGCAAUAUGCUACCGAAUUACUCAAGGUAUGUCGUCGAUCCAUCUUAUAGACUUAUUUGAGCUCGUUAUGGUCUAGCUUUAUGGCUCAAACAUUAUCAAACCAAACCAUCACUACGCCACACAUAUUGCAAGUUUCGUGCGCAACUUCGGACCACUCCACGACUUCUGGACUUUUCUUUUCGAGCGUCUUAAUAAAGUUCUCAAGUCCUUCAAGACGAACAACCACGGAGAUGGAGAACUUGAGACGACAUUUUUCUCAGAGUUCCACCGAACGUGCGAGUCGAGUCGCUUAACAUAUGCAUUAUUACAGAUGCCCAAAGAGUCUCUGCCAUGCGAAGUGGCAGAGCAUAUGCUUAAGGCUUCAUCCGAAGAACGUGGUACGGUUGCCGCUCUUGCCGCUCUAUCUACAGAGUUAGAUGAGGUCAACGCUGACGGUAAGUAGUUCUUCUUUCUUAUGCUUUGCUAACUUCUUCUAUUUUAUG